This is a messenger RNA of Closterium sp. NIES-65, 2682 nucleotides long. Lineage: Eukaryota; Viridiplantae; Streptophyta; Zygnematophyceae; Desmidiales; Closteriaceae. The record is from the annotation of a GenBank genome assembly.
AUGAUUGAUUGCAUGGCAUUAUGGCAUCAUCAUCACAUGUGCUCCCGCGUGUAUAUCCGUCAUUCCCUAUGUAUGUUGCCAUGUCAGCAGGUGUUGGAGCAGCACGGCAGGGACGAGUCAUACCACGAGGCUGUGCCACCAGACGCGGUCGCAUUCGCCCGCUCCACCCACCAAGUGCAACAGCUGGUAACCGCGUGCGCUCCUGCAUGCCCGUUAUCCCCUAUGUUACCAUGUCAACAACAGGUGUUGGAGCAGCAUGGCAGGGACGAGUCAUACCACGAGGCUGUCCCACCAGACGCGGUCGCAUUCGCCCGCUCCACCCACCAAGUGCAACAGCUGGUAACCGCGUGCGCUCCUGCAUGCCCGUUAUUCCCUAUGUUACCAUGUCAACAACAGGUGUUGGAGCAGCAUGGCAGGGACGAGUCAUACCACGAGGCUGUCCCACCAGACGCGGUCGCAUUCGCCCGCUCCACCCACCAAGUGCAACAGCUGGUAACCGCGUGCGCUGCCGCCCGCGUGCCCGUCAUUCCCUAUGGCGCCGGCACGUCUUUGGAAGGCCACGUGGCAGCGCUCUGUGGAGGCGUCUCCAUUGACCUGUCGCAGAUGAAUGAGGUGGUGGAGGUACAUGCAGAGGACAUGGACUGCAGGGUGCAGGCAGGGGUGACACGUCAGCAGCUCAACCACCAUCUGCACGACUCGGGCCUCUUUUUCCCCGUUGACCCAGGCUCGGAAUGCACCAUAGGGGGGAUGACAGCAACAAGAGCUUCAGGCACCAAUGCUGUUCGCCACUAUCCCCCCGUCCACCCCCCUCUCCCCACUCUCCCCUCUUAUCCCACUCACCCCUCCCCUGCCAUUCACCUCUCCUCCCCCUGCUCUGCUCCCUCAUGCUUCACUCCCCCUUUUCCCCCUCUUCCCUCCUCGCCCACCACCAUAUGUACCCCUCAUCGCCCUUCUCCACCUCAUCACCCUCCCCUCCCUCCCUUCCACACACUCGCUCUUGCUGCAUUGCCCGCCUGUAUUGAUGGUUUCAGCUACGACUUAACUCGCCUGAUUGUGGGGAGCGAGGGCACACUGGCUGUUGUCACCGAGGUGGCUCUUCGCCUGUAUCCCCAACCCGAGGCUGUCUCAGCUGCUGUCUGCCCCUUCACCUCCAUUGCUGGUGCUGUGGAUGCGGUGAUAGAGACCAUUCAAAGCGCCAUCCCCGUCGCACGCAUAGAGCUCCUGGACGAGGUUCAGGUAGAUGCAGUGAAUCGCUACUCCAAGACGCACCUGCACCCAAGCCCCACGCUCUUCUUUGAGUUCCACGGCACUGCGGCUGCCGUGGAGGAGCAAGCCAAGCAGGUUUCGGAGAUUGCAUCUGGCAAUGGGGGGGGCUCGUUUGCGUGGUCGACGGCUCCUGAGGAGCGAUCCAAGCUCUGGGCUGCCCGCCACUCCGCCUACUAUGCUGCCUUGGCGCUCAGACCCAACAGCAAAGGGUGGGUGAGCCAACAGCACAGCAGGCAGGUCCUCAGUCACACCUCAUGCUUUCUAGCGGAUGGGCAUGCUCCUAUCUCACACCUCACAGAGCUGGUGCUGCAGCCCUUCGUUAGCAGCCUGCUAGCGGACGUGUGUGUGCCUAUAUCGCGGCUCACAGAGCUGGUGCUCUUAGCGAAGCAGCAGAUAGGACAGGCCCAGCUGGUAACUCGUCUUCCACGAUCACACGCCCUUCCCAACCUCGCUCUCUCUUUCUUCUUCUUUUCUAUCCAUCCUUCCCACCCCCCCUACCCCAGCCUCCUAGCGGAUGUGUGUGUGCCUAUAUCACGUCUCACAGAGCUGGUGGUGCUGGCGAAGCAGCAGAUAGAGCAGGCUCAGCUGGUGGCGCCAAUAGUGGGCCAUGUGGGGGACGGCAACUUCCACGUGCUCUUCAUUGUGGAUCCGGACAAUAAGGAUGAGCUGGCAGCGGUCAAGCGAGUCAACGACAGUCUUGUGGCGCGUGCCAUUGCUGUGGGCGGCACAUGCAGCGGCGAGCACGGCGUGGGUCGGAGCAUGGGAGCGCAGCACUGGAUGCCAUGGCAGCUUUCAAGGCAGCCCUCUGUCUGCCCCUUCCUCCUUCCAUUAUCUUCAUCUCCUUCCAUCAUCUCCCCUCAUCCCUUCCAUCAUCUCCCUCCCCUUCCAUCAUCUCCCUCCCCUUCCAUCAUCUCCCUCCCCUUCCAUCAUCUCCCUCCCCUUCCAUCAUCUCCCUCCCCUUCCAUCAUCUCCCUCCCCUUCCAUCAUCUCCCUCCCCUUCCAUCAUCUCCCUCCCCUUCCAUCAUCUCCCUCCCCUUCCAUCAUCUCCCUCCCCUUCCAUCAUCUCCCUCCCCUUCCAUCAUCUCCCUCCCCUUCCAUCAUCUCCCUCCCCUUCCAUCAUCUCCCUCCCCUUCCAUCAUCUCCCUCCCCUUCCAUCAUCUCCCUCCCCUUCCAUCAUCUCCCUCCCCUUCCAUCAUCUCCCUCCCCUUCCAUCAUCUCCCUCCCCUUCCAUCAUCUCCCUCCCCUUCCAUCAUCUCCCUCCCCUUCCAUCAUCUCUCUCCCCUUCCAUCAUCUCUCUCCCCUUCAUCAAUAAUUUCCCCCGAGCAGCUAUGGCAAGUUACCAUUCUUGGAGUCGGAGCAUGGGCGGGCAGCACUGGAAGCCAUGGCAGCACUCAAGGCAGCAUGGGACCCGCUUAA